AAAAUGUUCCCUUUGUAACACUACAUUGUUUAGCAGGCUUGUGAACACAGGAUUUCAUCAGCCAUGGAUGGCCAGACAAACGUAAAGUCCAUUAUGGCAAAGUUCAGCCCUUCUAACAACCCAGCAGAGGAAGUCCACAACCGACAAGUCAAAGUGGCAGGACAAUCUUCACUGGCGACGAAAGCUGCGUUUGAGAAGUUUUCUCAUUUGGGAAAUGCCGGUCUACCUGCCAGACCCAGCAGCCUUCAAAAGUCUCCAUCUUUUAAACCUCCUUUGGGCAUAAAACCUUCUCUUCAAGACACACAAGACAUCAAGGAACCAAAGCCACCUCCUUUGAAAAGCAGCCCUGCAGCCAACAAGUUUGCAGCACUAGCACAGGCAGCUAGCAGAGAAGUAAAUGAAAGGGCGGGCUUCCCUAAGCCUUUAGGUCCCAAACUCACUGAACUACCAAAAGAGGACUCCAAGCCAGUGUUUCCUAAGGGUAUUGACAACAGGGUGCCUUGCUCAACGUUGCCCUCAAAAAAUGACCUCAAGCCUCCAGGACCAAAGCCGAACUUUAAGUCGGAACUACAAGAAACAGACGCGAAACCCGUGUUCCAAAAGCUAGCAGGGGUUAAAGAAACCUUUAUGGUUGCAUCACAAGAAAAUGACCCCAAACCGCUUUUUCCAAAGGCUGUUCUGAAGCCGAAACUUUCUUUAACUCCUCAUCUUGCUAACAAUGAAGAAACUUCCAACAAAAAUGUUUUUUUGAAUCAGGCAUCUCCAGCCUUCUUAGGCCCCAAACAAAAAACCCAGUCAUUUAAAUUGCCCAGGGACACUGAGGAAAAGAACACCAGUGGUGCCGAAUCCAAUUCCACACCUGUCCGUUUUCCUGUCACUUUGAAAUCUGUCAGCAACCAGAGCAACCUGCCUCAUGGUCUCCCAAAAUCGUAUGGACAGCAGAAUGAAGAAACUAGGCCGAGCAUUGUCAAGAAUGUUUUCAGAAGCAAUCAAGAGGACUCUGGAUUACCUGCUGCCUCUGCUAAAUUUGCGCCUUCCAGACUGGCUACAUCUGGGCCUUUGGCCAAUAACCACAACAAAGAUGAGAAAGAGCAGAAUUUGCCUGGCCCCAAACGAAAGGCAAUACCUCCGCAGUUCAAACUGGGCCCAGCCCCUGCCAAACCUAGCAGGCCUCCAGUGGUGGACCUGGCAAGAUUCCGGAAAGAUAAUAAAGACCGUUCCAACGAAUCCCAUUCAAUGCCUUUACCUUCUCCAAUUCCUCCCUCCGUUUCAGCCACACAGGCUGCACCUCCUCCACCUCCGCCACCUCCAGCUUCCCACCCAUCAACAGCACCAGCUCCAGUUCUCCCUCCAAGGAACAUCAAACCCAGCAGUUCUCGCGAUAUUCAAGCUUUCCCACAGUCCAGUAUCUCUUCCCACCUCAGAAUCUCAGAAAAUGAAGAAAACUAUGAUGAUGUUGACAUUUUUGAAGGUCCUGGAAAUACAGAUGACAGUUUGAACAGUGAUGGGGAGAUGUAUGAAGACAUAACUGAUGUGAGACAUACAUCUAGAGACGAAAGAAAAAAGGAGAAGGGAGGAAAGAAAAAAACUGAUCAAGAGAAGAAAGAACAAAAAGAGAAAGAUAAAAAAGAACAGGAAGUGAGAAAGAAGUUCAAACUCGUGGGUCCCAUUGAAGUCAUCCACCAGGCCAAAGCUUGCACUGAUUUCAAAGGAGGGAAGAAUGAAUUGACUUUCAAACAGGGGGACAGCAUUGAAAUUAUCCGUAUUACAGACAACCCGGAGGGAAAAUGGCUGGGAAGAAUAAGAGGUGCCUAUGGCUACAUUAAAACCACAAUGGUGGAGAUUGACUAUGAUUCUUUGAAAAGGAAGCCACGACCUUCUAUCAGCCUUCAGCCAAAGCAGCCAGAUAGUGACCAAGAAGUAUAUGAUGAUGUUGGGGACCAGGACAGCAUUGGCAGUGGAGGUCAAAGUUUCACAGCAGUGACAUUCCCACCACCUCCUACCUCUGAUGAAAUUUAUGAUGGAGUUGAUGAUGACGAAGGGCCGACAAGGUCUGUGUCGCAGGGUGAAGAUAAGAGUGACUCCUGGUCCCGGGGCCUAUUGAAGAUUAUAACGGGUAAAGAGUACCCAAAGAAAAGUGUACGAGAGUCAACAACUAAAGUCAAUGUGAAAGAAGAUAAUGGAGGUUCCCCCAGCUCUCCUUUAGCUAAACAAACCGGGAAAGAUUCUGGAGAUAGUGAUGUCUAUGAUGAUGUAGAGCCAUCUGAUUUCCCUCCGCCUCCAAAAAUACUCAACCAAGGGAUAAAUACAAAGCCCCUGAGCUUUGGGAAAAACAAAUCAGAGGAGCGAGAUUCACAGAAAGUUAAGAAGAUGGAGAAAGAAGAGAAAGAAUUCCGAAAGAAAUUUAAAUUUGAAGGUGACAUUCGAGUCCUGUACACAACCACCAUCAUGCAAGCACCUACUCCAAAGAAAAAAGCUUCCAAAGACUUACUUGUGAAACCAGGAGACUCCGUUGAGGUUAUAAAAAACGUAGACGAUAGUAAAGUCCUGUGUAGGAAUGAAGAAGGGAAAUAUGGCUACGUCCCGAAAAGCUGCUUAGUGGAUGAUGAUGAAGAAAUUUACGAUGAUAUUGGUGAAGAUUGCAUAUAUGAUAAUGAUUAACUGCAGUUUUCUUCCAACAUGAAUACCAUCUUCUCUGAAUAUCCAGCAGGCUGGUGCCAGGGAGACCCUUUAUUACUCACACUGGUAAAUCCUGUUUCCAAACUACAUGGCAGGUCUCCCAAUGGAGGCAUGAGCUGUGCCCCUGUUUUUCUUGAUUGUGUCCAAGACACUGAACCAUUUCCAUAUCCAGUUGAUACAGAGUAGGAAACUGAUAAAUCAAUGGGGUAAUUAUCGGGUUUUCUUUUUGCAAACUGUUUCUUUUACUAAGGGUGCACUGACAAACAUUUCACAUAUGAAAAAUCAAGGUUUUGGGGUAUUUUUAAUACUCCUGUUGUCAAAUCAGAGGUCUGAGGCAUAAGGCAUGCAAACACAAUCCCGCCCGUUUCACCUCUUUGUAUCUGCUCGUUUAUUCUUCUGUAGUGUGUCCUGGUUUCUGAAGGAGAUGGUAACCAUUUUUUUGUUUUGUAAACUUAAUAUUUGACGAGACAAUGGAUUCAGUUGUACUUUUUAACAGUGAAGGGUAAGCAUUCCUGGGGUCAAUUCACACAAAACAAGUUGGUCUGAUAUUGAUACAAAUUGUGUCUCUGUUAGUUCAUUUCUAUGGGCCUCUUCUGACCGAGCGGCAGAUCUUACCUUGAUCAGGAAACGUCCUCCUCUGAGCAUGAUCCGGAGGCCUGAAGACCUCCUCUCCCCACAUCCAAAACUGCAAACUUCCCACUAUGCUUCCCCCUAACCUAACCAAACAUAACCACUGACAGUGCCAAUGAGAAAAAACUGCUGCCAAGUGCUGUGGGAGCUCAAACCUCAAACCUGGGGCCAGCAGCGGCAGAGCCCCGCUCUGUUCCCCAUCAGAGCCAGGGCCAUGACUGGUUCAACCUACCCUAGAGAGUAGAGGAAGUACAGUUUGCCUUGAGGGAUUCGAUGAGAGCUGCAAAGAUCAACUGACUGGAAGGUCCAGUAAGAUCUAGCCUGGGCCGUUUCCACACAUCUUCUCCCCCUCCCGAAAAAUGGCGCAAAAAUUACAGAACAAUGCGCCUUCAUGGCAUGAUUUCCCGAUAUGACUUUGCUUCAUGGCGCAAUGACAUCAGAAAAUGCACCAUGAAGCAAAUUCAUGAUGGAAAAUUGCACUAUGAAAUUUUGCGCCAUUUUUCUGGAGGGGACGGGAGAGACGUGUGGAAACAGCCCUGGAUAUAUAAAGCUGGACUGUGCCCUUCAGCCUAAGCAAUCGCUAAACUGUUAAGUCUUGAUCUCUGGCUGUUUUCAUUUGUCUGCUCUGGAUCAUGGUCUCAGGCCUAACCUUUACUUCACUUCUGCUUACCCUUGAACUUAAUUUCUACAGAGCUGAUCUUUGACCCAGCCUUGAAAUUGUUUUUGUUGUGCUCUCAGACUAACUUAACACUUCUAGUCUUCCAAAGCCUCUACAUGCCUCAGCAGGCAGCCACCUUGAUUAAACAGCAGCAGUGUUGUAGGCCCCCCAAAACUGCUGGGAAAUGUAGUUUCUAAGCAGGGCCGGUGUCAGCACAUGGUGAAGUGGGGCAGCUGCCAAGGCCUGUGGCUUCUGGUGGGGCUCACUGCUGCUGACCCUCUACUCACGCAUCUCCUCUGAUGCAUGCACUCACGCCCUUCCACUCCCUGCUCGUGAGUGAUGUUUGACUUCUACUUCCAGCUGCACAUGCUGCCUAGCACUGCUGGAGAAGGGCUUGGGAGCGGUGCACACAGCAUCAGCAUUCCUGGUGGCCAUGGCAGUGGCACUUCUAGCUGCACCCAUAACCCUGCACCAGUGGGGAAUGGGCGUGCAGACAGUGUGGGCAGCUGUGAUAGCAGGUGGUGGGCAAAGGAAGGAUGCCACAUACAGGUUAUGUGGGUGGGAAGGCAAGAAGGAGGGCUAGUAGUGGGCAUGGGGGUGCUGAGCACUUUCUGCCCAGGGACCCCAAAACCUGGGACUAGCCCUGUUUCUAGGGAUGGAAGAAUUGUCCCAGGCUUGGCGCAGAUUGGGGGCAGAUUGCCUGCCCCAAUUUGUGGUUCCUCUAACCUUCUUAUCUGAUGAUUCCUGUUGCUGCUGGCGUCUUAGCCCUCUCAGGUUAUAGAGAUCUCCCCAUGUGCCCAGAAUGUGAACAGCAGCAUUCUAGGCUCUGGAGAUGAAGGGCAGAGAGAAGAUAAUAAUGAUACCAACUAGCAUAGUAGCCAGAGGGAAGGGGAGAGUUCAUCUCUGCCUCAGAGGAAAAUCCAAACUAUAGAAGAAUUUAGAGGGCCAUAAUAAGGUAAGCUUUACAAGUUGCUGAGAUUUCUAGCGCAACCCAUGGAAUUACAAACUUCAGUAAUAUUGCUGGUAGUUUCCUAAAAUAUUUGAGGCUUAGGGGGGUGCCCUGGGGAAUCUCUGUUCCUAGAGACCCUGAUGUCUUUGAUGCUGGUCUUGGCACUUGUAAUGCUGCUACUGUCUAAUGCAAGGCAGCAGCAGCAGCCCUUCUGAUUACCACCACUACUGCCAGAUUACAUUUCAGCAGGAAAAGGAAGGGGCAGUUUUAUCAAGGGAAGUUUAAUGCUGGACUUAGAGCUGAGCCAACUACAAACAGAGCCCAAAGUUCAUAGAAGUUUGGGCUCCGAUCAUAAUUAGCAUGAAAGUUUAGAACUGAGAAAGUUCAUAUUGAGUGAUUCUGCACAUGUUGGAUAAUGUACUUCCAAUCCUCUUUAUAGAUCAUUUGGAACGGAUAUUUUCAUGAGCGGAAUAAAAAAUCCACCUCAAACGAUUGAUAAAGUGCAUUGAAAGUACAUUAUCCAACGUGUGCGGAAUCACUCAUUCUGAACUUUCCCAUUCCAAACUCUGGCUGUGUCAUUACUUAUUGUUGAGCAGUUUCAAUUCAAACACAUUCAACAACUUAAAUGGGGUGGCAUUUUGUUUGCAAUAUGUGCAUGUAAGUUUACUAGAUGUACACGUGUUGCAUCUCUGUCUCUUUCAUAGAUUUAACUUAUAGAAAUAGGAAAUGAAACUGGGAAAAUGAGUAGCAUUUUAAAAACCAUUCCCAAUAUUCCGCCAAAGGCAAAAUAAAAAGAUUUUCCAGGAGCAGGUACCAAAUAAAAAUCACCCUCAAUUAGGGUUGCCAGCUCCAAGUUGGAAAAUUCCUGGAGAAACCUGGAGAAAGUGGGGUUUGGGGAGGGAAAGGACCUUGGCAUGGCAUAAUUCCAUAGAGUCCACCCCCAAAGUAGCCAUUUUCUCCAGGUGAAAUGAUCUCUGUGGCCUGGAGACCAGUUGUAAUUCCGGGAAAUCUCCAGCCACUACCUGGAGGCUGGCAACCCUACCCCCGAUACAUAGGAAUAAAUUGGAGACCUCUCUGCUAUGACCCACACACCAUCUCUUUCCCUUUGAUCUAUCUCUUCCUUCCCAGUAAAACUAACAGCAAGCAUUUUGAAGGGAAUUGUUUACUAUUAAAAAUUUCAGAUGUCCUUGGGAAGGUUAGCAUGCGGUUAUCCUGACUGAAGAAACUUUAAAAUAUUAAAACCCAACUUUCCACCUGCCUAUCUCUGUUAUAAGCUUUCAUCAGUGCUAAAGACUGUCCUUGCAUAAAAUCAUUGUGAAUUUUUUUGGUACCGUGCAGGAAAGAUUCCCAUUAAAUUAUUCAACUGAUAAUACCAAGCUAUUUGGGGUGACAAUGAACACUCCAUAAUAUAUUUCAAAUAACAAGGUUUCAAGAAUAAAUGGGCAGGUGCACAUGUGUAUACAACUCUGACAGUUAAUCAACUAUAGCGUGGAUCGACUAUUAAGGAGAGGCUGUAGCAGGGACAGAAUAAAUCCAACUUCCCUUCUCAUCUGUCCAAAUGGCUGAUCAGCACAAUCACUGAUUUAUUUGAGGAGGAGCCAUAGUUCAGUGGAAGAGCAUCUGCUUGGCAUGUAGGAAGUCCCAGGUACAAACCACAGCAUCUCCAGGAUCCGAUAGCAGAUGAUGUGAAGGACCGCUUCCUGAGAUCCUGGAAAGUCACUGGCCAUCAGAGCUGACAAUACUGACCUUGGUGGACUAAUGAUUUGAAUCAGUAUAAAGCAGCUUCCAACCUAUGUAUUUUCAUGCCCAGAUUUCUAUUUGUGCACAUCUGUAGCUGCUGUACCUGAUUUGGAACCACACACUCAGAACCUAUUUGCAGGUAUAAUAUUGCUCUGUCUAAGAGUACAUGUGUAGAAGACCUUAGAAAUUUUGUAGAAAUUAAACAGUUCUAUAAUGGCAAUCAGUUGAUAAAAGCUUCUGUUCAUUGUUUCUUGUCUUCUUAAUUAAACCAUCAUGAAUGUAAUUUAUGUAUUGUAAAACGAGGUUUUUAUUUCAUACACUGUAUUCUGAGAUAUUAGUUCACUGAAACCCUUGACUAAGCUAUACAAAGUACAUUUUUAUUCAACAGAGUUGUCAGGAGAUUAUUUCUGUGUUUUUAUUUUCUGUAGAUUUCUUUCUCAGAUGUGUUGUGAUCCAGAAAACAUUAAAGGUCUUAUGGGUUUUAUCAACUGUA
Molecule: messenger RNA, 7149 nt
Organism: Eublepharis macularius
Lineage: Eukaryota; Metazoa; Chordata; Lepidosauria; Squamata; Eublepharidae
Gene: FYB1
Product: FYN binding protein 1
Exons: 20
Coding region: 64-2661 (865 amino acids)
Biological process (GO): integrin-mediated signaling pathway; protein localization to plasma membrane; T cell receptor signaling pathway
Cellular component (GO): plasma membrane
Molecular function (GO): protein binding
Source: RefSeq, a predicted model, not a curated record